Molecule: messenger RNA, 3510 nt
Organism: Perca fluviatilis (European perch)
Lineage: Eukaryota; Metazoa; Chordata; Actinopteri; Perciformes; Percidae
Exons: 10
Coding region: 339-1334 (331 amino acids)
Biological process (GO): protein import into mitochondrial matrix
Cellular component (GO): mitochondrial outer membrane translocase complex; mitochondrial outer membrane
Molecular function (GO): transmembrane protein transporter activity
Source: RefSeq, a predicted model, not a curated record
CAAACUACGUAUUUUAAGUCAACGUUAGGUGGUGAAAAUGUAUAGUUGUUAUUUUAAUAAUAUAACCAUUGCGUUGCCUGUAAAUGUAAAAGCGUAAUUUUUCAGACCACAUCAUUUCCGUCGUGUUUUCAGAGGGACACAUUUGCAGGGUGGCGCAUCACAUCUGGAGGGGGGGAGCUUUGCAGCAUCAGUCAAGAGUAUCCCACCAUCAAUAUCUUCGCGUAUUAGUAGUUUAUCUGUGGAAAAUUCCACCUGACAUUUUUUUCUGAUGUGUGAUUCUCAGUUCCACUCCGGAUUCUAACGUCUUCUGAUAACAACGGAAGAAGUGUUGCGCCCACAUGGGAAGCGUUCUGGCUUUGUCUUCUGGUCCAGGCCAUCAUAACUGGCCUUUUUCCACGGACCCCCCUCCUUCUCGCUGGAAUGCACAUCCUGCUCACUGGGACAGUCCACCACGCUGGGAAAGGAGAGAUGGCCGCCUACCCAACCCAGGCAGCUUUCACUCUCUCCACAGGAGCUGCAAAGAUGUGUUUCCUCAACAGAUUGAGGGAGUCAAGAUGAUCCUCAAUAAAACUCUGAGCAGCUUCUUCAAGGUCAGUCAUACUCUCCACCUCAGUGCUGUUAGUCCUUCGUACUAUCGUUUCCACGUGGAGCAUCUGCAGUCUGAUGAUUACAGCAAGGACAAGGAUGCUCCAGCAUUGAUCGGAGAGAUGGACUCUUCAGGCAGUCUGAAUGCUCAUGCUCUGCUGCAUGUCACUGAGCGCGUACGAGCCAGAACAGUUUUCCAGACACAGCAGUCCCAGUUUGUAACGUGGCAGUUUGAAACUGAGUACAGAGGGAAUGACUUCACUGCCGCUGUAACAGUAGCCAAUCCAGACGUCCUCAGAGAGUCAGUUAUUCUUGUGGCACACUUCCUGCAGAGUGUGUCUUCUGGGCUGGUUUUAGGUGGGGAGCUGGUCUACCAUAGGGGUCGAGCAGAGGAAGGAGGAAUUCUUACUCUGGCUGGACAGUACUCAAGACCCAACUGGGUAGCGACGCUGAAUGCUGGCAAAGGAGGUGCCCAUGCUAGUUACUAUCACAGAGCCAACAAACAGAUCCAAGUCGGGGUGGAGUUUGAAGCCAGUACCAGGACACAGGAGACCACAACCUCCUUUGGGUACCAGAUGGAACUCCCAGAGGCCAACAUGGUCUUUCGAGGUAUGAUAAACAGUCGGUGCAUAAUAGGAGGUGUGUUGGAGAAGCGUCUGACCCCGCUCCCUGCCACCCUGAUUAUGGGUGCCUUUGUAAAUCACAGAGGUGACAAGCUGCAAGUGGGCCUAGGCAUCAACGUGGGAUAAUCCGCCACUAACCCCUGCUUGAGUUACAGCUCGCUGUCAGGACAUCCAUCAAGAGACCUGUUUCAGGGGCUUCUUAAUGAACCCAUCUUCCAAGGUAAAACACUUGAACCACCUAAGUAUUGUGGAUUGUUUGCGUGUUGAAGCUCAGAAUUGAAGCUUGCAACCUACCUUUCAAAAUGGACGUGAUGUUUUCUGAUUGGAUUAUACAGGAAAAAAGGAUGAACAUUUUGAGGGGCUCAAAAACUGUGACUGGAGUUGUGUUACUGUUCCCCUGAAACCAAACUGCACAUCACCUUCUGGACAACGGAAACAGAAAGGAUGAGGGACAAACUACUGUAAACUGAAAAUAACUAAAAGUUUUAUACUGUAAAGAAAUGUAAUGUAUGAAGAUUAUAUUGAAAGAUAAUUGUGUUUUUUAUUUUUUAGCCCAUUAACUAUAAUUCUUGUAUACCUGACCUUUCUGCUGACCAUUUUCUAAAAAAACCCAUAAACUUCUAGAAACAGGAAACCUGUUUUGGAUAGGUAAUACAAAUUACCAGAUUCACUUUCAUUUCAUUCUUUUCUCAAUGUCCAUGUUGGCUAACUGUUUGUUUCUAACCUUAACUCUAGUCUUGCAUUGCCAGACCCAUCUCCACAGGGCUGUGUUAGCACUGGAGUAUGGUCUGGCUACACCGCUUAUCUACUCUGAAAUAAGGGAAAAAGCUCUGGCUUGUUUGUAUUUCUUUAAACCAAUCACAACCGUCCUGGGUGGCGCUAAGCCCCGGCUGCAUCAACUGUGCCCUUGCAAAGUAGAUAGCGGAGAUAGCGGAAGGGGAGGAAUGUCAGACUUUAUCCCAGCACUGUAUAUCUGUUGAGCCAGACUAUCCUAACCCUAAUGCCUAGAGGAUCAAUCUAAAAACAAAGUGGUCGGCAGAGAGAAAAUGGUGUAAAAUCAUGCUAAAACACCAGUGUGAUCCUUAAAACUGUGUGUAUGAGUAAGUAAUUGUGUGUUUGACUGUGUGCACAUCUAUUUUUGCCAGCAUAUAAAACUAUGUGAGAAACCACACAUGAACAGUCGGUUGACUGAGAAAAGGUGUUGCUCCGUAUAUACUAACCUCCAAGCUGAGGGAUGUGAGAGUGGCUAUGCACUGACUCUGCUGAGCCAGGACUGUACUGUAUGUAUAUACAUUAAGACAUUUGGAAACACUGACCUGAAUGAAACCUGCACUACUCAUGCUGCUUCUGGGCAUUUCCAGUCCUGUUUAACAUAUGACAUGUUGCAUAUUAUUUAUACAUUAUGUAAUAUAAGCAUAGAGAGAAGUGGAAGGGAGUUACUCUCUUUUGGACUUAAUUUAUUAAAGAUGUUAUUUCUAUCAUAGUUAUUUUUUUCUUCCGCAUUAAUAUGUAAUACAUUGCCAUUCUGUAGAUAUAGCGAGACUGUGUUUUAAAGUGCCACAUCAUUUUUUGUAUUUACUAUGGAUGAAAUGUCUACAUGUAAUUAUAUGAAAGUGGUCAUUCAUAGUGACAAACCAACAUACAAAAUGACCUCUGAACUUACCUUCAGCACCAAGGGGCCUUUUAGCCCCCUUUUAGCUCAUAGUUUUGGUUUGAUGUACAUAGUUUAGCAUCUAGAAAGCUAAAGAGCCAGAUAUUUUUCUCAGGAAUUGUUAGAGGCCAAAAACAAAGCUAAAGUAGAGUGAAUAUUGGACGUUUAUUGGGUGUCCAGAAGCACCAGAGACUCCAAAUGAAUGUAAAUGUUGUACGUUAUAAGACCUUAAUAUGUCUGUUUUGUGUUCAGUUUGGCUUGCUGUGCCUCAAGGUGUAUUCAGACAGAAAGCUAAGUACAUUUUUUGCCUUUGAUCGCUGGAUAGUUUUUGUUGCAAAAUGUUCUUUGCAUUCUAUCUGAACUCACAGUCAAGAGAGGCCAAGAAAAAAAAGUCCAUCUUUAAGGUACUGUGGUGACUUCAACCAACAGAUUAUAAAACACCCAAUAGAGACUCUAGUGGCUUUGAAUUUUUUAUAUAAAAUCCUAAAUUCUGAAAUGACUGAUAUAAUGUACAUGCAUAUACAAAUAUAUUCAAAUAUGAGGUCUGUAAACAUUUCCCUUUUUGAUGCUGAUAACACAUUACAGUGUACAUUAUCUUGCAGCAGAAGCUCACAAUGGCAAAGAUAAAGGCUGAUACUCUGUUCAUUUAAA